Messenger RNA from Dendronephthya gigantea, 2471 nucleotides. RefSeq names its product protein PFC0760c-like. The transcript has 5 exons. NCBI's taxonomy places the organism in Eukaryota, Metazoa, Cnidaria, Anthozoa, Malacalcyonacea, Nephtheidae. The record is from RefSeq and is a predicted model, not a curated record. Gene Ontology annotation, molecular function: protein binding. The coding region runs from base 86 to 2374 and encodes 762 amino acids.
UUCUUUCAUAUUUUUAAUAGAAGAAUAUCAAUCCUCUCUAUCGUGGGAAACAUCACCUCUGCGAGAUGACGAUGAUCUUUCGAACAUGGUCGAUGACCCCUCGAACAUGUCCGAUGAUCUACCGAUUAUGACUGAAGAAGAAGCCAACAAGUUGAUAAAUUUAGCCGCCACAAUAAUUCAGUCUCGUAUCAGAGGAUUUCUCGUCCGUCGUAAAUUUGAUUUUAGCAAGUACAAAAGAAUUCACAUCGCUGCGAGUAAAAUCCAAGCACUCUGGAGGGGAUAUUAUUUCCGCUGCUAUAGCAAGCAAGGUCUCGACUUUAGGAGGGAAAUACGAAUACGGCGACUUCAAAAAUAUAUCUCCACCUUAUGCUUGAUGAUGCAAAGAUCAGAAAAACAACACGAGAUUGAAAAACAGCAAAUGUUGGAAAUCAUUACACUUCUUUACGAAAAGUUUACUCAGUUGACGGAGAAAGUUGAAAAACUGGAAAGUUCUACCAAAGACGGCAACGAAAGGGAAAUAAAUGAUGAAUCAGAAAAGCGUUCAGAGAAAAUCGUUCAUCCUGUCUUUGUUCCUCAUCCGCGUUUGUCGUCGCGAAAUAUUGGACAAACUCAAAACUAUGAAAACAUCGCUAGUUCCGAAGACACUACAAACAAUUCACCGGAGCCCCCUGUGUCUGAAAACGUUGUGUAUUACGUCAACAAUGAAAAGGAUUCAGAGGAUGUUAACGGUUCAUUCGAAGAUGUUGAUUCAGUGAACAAUGACAUGACUGAUCAGGUUUCUGACGAUGAUAUUGAAUAUCAUGUUGGAGAUGUUAAAGGCGAUCAGUUGAAUUUUCAUUUUGUUAAAAGGAAUAUCAUGGGAAAUCAGGAUACUUUAUUGGAACACGAGGAGUGGGAUGAAAGGACAGAUAAGGUGGAUAAUGGUGAUGUAGAAAAAGAUAAAAUUAUUGAUUAUGAAGAUUGUCCUCAGUUUGCAGAGUUGGAUGAAGAUUUAGUAAAGAGCGAUGAAGAUGACGUGGGUAAGAGUGUUGAUGAGGUGGACGAAGAUCCUGACAAGGCAAUUCACGGUGAAAAUGAAAGUGUAAAUGAAUAUAUAAAAGUCUACGAAAUGUCUGAAACACCUGUUAAUGAUUUAACUGUUGACACUCAAGAAGAAUAUGCUUGUAAUGACACAAUGGCCAGUGAUAUGAGUCAGUUGUUUACAACAGGAAAUGUUUGUGAGUUGCUGAUAACGAUACAAGACGACAACAACAGGGAUGAGGACUAUGAAAACGUUCAAAGUAUUGAGGAGCCAAAUGAAGAUUACAAGAAUGGAAAUGACUUCAAAAUACUUGAUGAGGAUCAAGAUGAUCUUGGUGACAAAAGAACAAUAAAUGAUGGAGUUGAUGUUAAUGAUAUUGCUGGACAGUUUGAUGAUGAGAAACAUCCAAAUUAUGAAGAAGAUAAAUUGUAUGAUGAAGAUGAUGAUGAUAAGAGAGAAGUUAAAGAAAAGGAAACGGAAACAGACAGGGGUAUUAAAGGCUCAGAAAGCCAGUUUACCAAACAUGAAGUUAAGAGUGGGGGAAGUAAUGAUACCGAAUAUGUUGUUCACCAUACUGACAUUGAAAAUGGGAAUGUUAAAAAAGAUGAUAAGCAUGAUAAUUAUGAUGAUGAUGAUGUGGUUAAACAAGUCCAGGAUAUUCAGAAUGAAAGCAAUGCUGAAAUAUCAAAGAUCAAUAGAAAGAACAGUGAUGAACAUUCUGAGCAGAAUUUGGAUAUUGCCAGAGAACUUGUACCUGAAGUCGAUGAAUCGUCCACUAACCAUCUUGUUGUUGAGGAUACAGGACUUGAGGAAGAAAUUGAACCAACCGAUGAAAGGUUGAUUAAUCCUGUUACAGAUGAAUCCUUGAGAGACUCGUUAGAUCCUUCUCGUUCAUCUGAUAACAUCAUCACCAUUGUUGUUGGUGACUCAGAGGAACCAAUAAGCAGCGGUCAGGAGAUGAAACAUGAGAAUAUUGACCAUUCUUCUUCUGAGGUUGAGAGAAAGGACUCUGCCGCCAUAAAUGUGGAGGGUAACGAGGUGAAUGUGGAGAGUAACAAGAUGAAUGUGGAGGGUAAGAAGAUGGAUACCACAGUUAUCGCUCAGAGUGUCAAAGAAUCUGACUCUCAAAGUUUUGGACAAGACACGAAUGCAGAAAAUACAACAGUGGAAAGAACCUCACCAAGACUUGGAAAACAUGCGUCAUCUCUUUUGUCUGCCUUGAAGGAUGAGAUCACUAGAGUUAGUUCUCAGAAUGUUGAACUUGAGGAAUCACAGAUACCUCCUCCAUCAAGCACAGCUGCAUUUGGUGACUAUGCCUCAGUCAUCACUGACAAUAACACUGAAAAGGUUUAGAGUGUGAACAUAGAUAGUGUAAAUGAACAUAGUUUCUAUGUAUGUUUUUAAUAAAAAGUACUUUCAGGGUGUUUUUGAAAAUGUAACAAUAAAAUAA